CAGAGUCGCUCAGUUGACUUCAUGAAGGGGUUGCAGUAGCGUUUGAGGUGCUCGUUUUUAAGCGUUAUUUUGUUACACUGAAAAACGUUGUGGGGGUUGAAUUGUUUAUUCGCCAAGGAGUAUUUUGCAUUUCAGUAUGGACCUAUAUUUUCCUGAAUUGUGACCAAUAAAGUCGAUUUUUUUUACUGUAUUUACGGUGUUUUUUUCCAUACAAUAACAGUACUUGGAUUAGUUCUGUCACCCAAUAUCACUAAAAAUGCUGGACACGCGAAUUGAAGAUUUAUUUUUCCAUCCCUGUUCCGAACUCAAAGGAAAAAAACAAGCUAAGGAAUCGUUCGAAACUCGGUACGAAAUGGGAGCUCUUCUAGGUCAGGGCGGGUUCGGAUCUGUCUACGCAGGGCAGCGUAUAUCGGACGGCUUGCAGGUCGCAAUAAAACGCAUUCCAAAGGACAAGGUGCAGAAAUGGACACGGCUGCCCAGCGAGCCCCGGUUUUUGCCGAUGGAGAUCGCUCUCCUGCAGCGCCUGUGGGGCGGCGCAGGCACCUGCUCCUCCCCCCGCGGGAUCAUACGCAUGGUCGAGUGGUUUGAAAGAAGCGACGGCUUUGUGAUCGUUUUUGAACGGCCCGCCGCAUUGCAAGACCUCUUUGACUUCAUAACCGAACGGGGGUCCCUGGAAGAGCCUCUGGCACGAAGAUUCCUGCGUCAGGUGACGGAGGCUCUGCUUCACUGCCAGUCCCUGGGGAUCGUGCACCGCGAUGUCAAGGAUGAGAACAUCCUGGUGGACACCCGCAAAGGGGAGACCAAGCUGAUCGACUUUGGAUCCGGGGCACUGAUCAAAGAGAGCUCCUUCACUGAAUUUGAAGGGACUCGAGUGUACAGCCCUCCUGAGUGGAUUCUCCACGGUCGCUACCACGCUCGUCCCCUCACGGUCUGGUCUCUGGGGGUGCUGCUCUUUGACAUGGUGUGUGGAGACAUCCCCUUCGAGGGGGACGCAGAGAUCACCAGAGCCCAGCUCCGCUUCACCAAGCAGGUCUCCCCAGAAUGCCAGUCUCUGAUUCGCUGGUGCAUGGCCUUCAGACCGGAAGAACGACCAACCAUGGAAGAGAUUCUACUCCACCCCUGGAUGACGGCUUCAAGCGCUGCAAGCUGAACAAUAUGAUCCAAUCCUGGGGGGUGUGCAGAACCAACAAAAACCAGAACAGCCCAUAAAAACUGGACCGGGAGCCAGAGAGAGGGAGAGGGGGUGACUGAGACAUGCCUAAAUUAUCAAUAUAUAUAUUUUUAAUAUAAAUUGUAUUUAAAGACUACGGAAAACCUCCCAUCAGAAUUCUGUGUGGUUUUUACACCCCCCCCAAAAUUUAUUUUUAUGGUUUGAUUCCCAUUUUAAUAUCACCUCUAAUUUAUUUAUUUAUUUAUUUUGGACCAGUGUCGUAGUUUUUUUUUGGGCAAGUCUAGCGUCCCCCCCCCUCACUUUUUAUUUCUCCAUCCUUCAGAAAACGAAUUUUCCUUCGUUCCUGAACACCUGGUUUUACAGGUGACAGGCCUACGGAUUUGAACAACCCUCUGUGUUCGAGGAGAACUAAAUCAAGGGGGAACCUCACCCUCGCCCCCCCCAAAAAAAUACCAAAAAACAACACAGCAAGAAAGAUGAAAGCCAGUCUCUGAAACUAUUUAACAAAAAAACAAGAGGCGAGUUUUUUUAAAGCUGUCACUGUUACUGAGUUAAAAAGCUAGAUGCAUGCUGGAGGAUCUCAAUGGAAGAUCCUGUGCAGGAAUCUCUACAGGCACCUGAACGGACAGACUUAGGAGACUCUUGUCAGGGCAGCUGCGAUAUAAAUCACAGCGGAGUUCGAAUCCUGAAGAAAACUCCAGAAAAUAACGCUAAACGGUCACUGCUGUGCUUCGUUAGUGGUUGCUAAGGAACAGAUUUUGCACUGCACUGUUUACUUCCUGUUUCAAAAACCCCUCUCUCGUUGCACAGCAGUUUGAUCCGUUACAUCUUAUUUACAAUACUAAUAGUCUGGCUGCAGUUACAAUGUAAUUCCAAUGCAGUCUAGUCUAGUGAUAUUAAAUUGCAGCGACAGUGCAGGGAUGGCAAUAAGACUCCCGUUGCACAGCGGUUUGAUCCAUUCCUGGUUUUAUUUUAAAAAGACACACCUGAGCUUUGUUAGCUAGACACGCUGUGAUCAAGCUGGUAGUAAAACCUGGAAUGGGUGACACUGCUGUGCAAUAGGAGUCUGAUUCCCAUCCCUGGUCUCCCUCUUUGAUUAAUAGACCCAUCAUUUUCAGUGCCAGUUUUGAAAAAUAAAGCUAUAAACCAUUACAGUUGCAAAAUAUUAAAGACCUCAGAAUGACUUGCCGGUAUUUUAAUCCUAGCCUAACUGGGGGGUUGCUGAAUUGAUGUAUUGUAAAUGCUUGUGUAUUGAUAUUUUUAAAUUAAGUUACACUUUUCCUGUUUCAUUAUUUAAAUGGGGAGAGGUGGGAGGCGUGUCUGUUAUGUUUUCAUGAAUAAAACAUAUGGAAUUGAAA
This is a messenger RNA of Acipenser ruthenus (sterlet), 2529 nucleotides long. It is a transcript of the gene pim2, whose product is annotated as Pim-2 proto-oncogene, serine/threonine kinase. Lineage: Eukaryota; Metazoa; Chordata; Actinopteri; Acipenseriformes; Acipenseridae. Gene Ontology annotation, cellular component: cytoplasm. Gene Ontology annotation, biological process: protein autophosphorylation; negative regulation of apoptotic process; regulation of mitotic cell cycle. Gene Ontology annotation, molecular function: protein serine/threonine kinase activity; ATP binding. The record is from RefSeq and is a predicted model, not a curated record.